AUGGUCGCUUUAGACAUAAUCAAUCAUUUGUUUAAUUUCCUGAUAGGUAAACUUGGAGAGGGGACCUACGCCAAGGUCAGAAGAGCAUACAGUUACAACGAAAGAUGCCGGGUUGCAAUCAAGAUCGUGUCCCGUUCCCGCCUCAACGCCCGCUUCCAGCAGAAAUUCCUUCCUCGAGAGCUGAAGAUCGUGCGGACCAUGCGACACCCGCAUAUCAUUGAACUCCUAGAGAUGUUCGAAAGCAACGGUGUCAUCUUUCUCAUCAUGGAGUUGGCUAGGCAUGGGGAUCUUUUGGAGUAUGUCCAGAAAAAGAACGCCUUAAGAGAUUCUGAAGCAAGAACCGUCUUCAGCCAGAUCUUAUCAGCCAUAGAGCAUCUUCAUCUACAUGGUGUCUUUCACAGAGAUCUGAAAUGUGAGAAUAUCCUUCUUGAUUGGGGGCCGACGGGGAUCAUGGCCAAAUUGACUGAUUUCGGGUUCGCGAGGGAGUGGUGCGAGGCUUUUAAACCCUGUUCGACGUUCUGUGGCAGUGCUGCGUAUGCUUCACCAGAGGUUCUUCAAGCGAUUCCUUACGAUCCGCACUGGGCAGACAUCUGGAGCUUGGGGGUUGUGCUUUAUAUCAUGGUGAGGUUUUUUUUUAUCACAGGUAGAAUGCCAUUCGAUGACAGCAACAUCAGAGAGGCUCUCGAAGACAUGCAUAACAACCGUCUCAACUUCACUCGACGUCGUCUCAUCUCCAUCGAGGUCCAGCGCCUCCUCCGUGCCAUCCUGACGUACGACCCUCGUCAACGGCCAGGGGUCCAAGAGAUUCGGGACAGUCCAUGGAUGCGAGGCCGAUGCACAAUGGCCAAACCUUCGCCGAGAAUCUCGUCGAGUGUGGGAGGGGUUUAG
Lytechinus variegatus (green sea urchin) is the source of this 888-nucleotide messenger RNA. RefSeq names its product testis-specific serine/threonine-protein kinase 3-like. The coding region runs from base 1 to 888 and encodes 295 amino acids. Gene Ontology annotation, biological process: protein phosphorylation; intracellular signal transduction; microtubule cytoskeleton organization. The transcript is spliced from 3 exons. Gene Ontology annotation, cellular component: cytoplasm. Gene Ontology annotation, molecular function: protein serine/threonine kinase activity; tau-protein kinase activity; ATP binding. The record is from RefSeq and is a predicted model, not a curated record. Lineage: Eukaryota; Metazoa; Echinodermata; Echinoidea; Temnopleuroida; Toxopneustidae.